Molecule: messenger RNA, 1087 nt
Organism: Mercenaria mercenaria
Lineage: Eukaryota; Metazoa; Mollusca; Bivalvia; Venerida; Veneridae
Product: pyroglutamyl-peptidase 1-like
Exons: 3
Coding region: 1-414 (137 amino acids)
Biological process (GO): proteolysis
Source: RefSeq, a predicted model, not a curated record
AUGUUUUCUCCUAUUCUCAGUGGGUUGUACAUGUUGGGGAUUUUCAGUAUAGGCAAAGAGAUCAUUCUAGACAGCAAGUCACAUGAUGUUAUUAGAGAAGAUAUACAGAACUGUAAGGCAGACGACCUUUGCUGUGUGCCGGGAGCCGAUGACUGUUUAAUUGCUGGACUAGAUAUGGAAAAUGUCUGUGAUAAAGUGAACAAGUCAGGGACCAAAACAAAAGCUGUUGUAUCUCAUGAUGCUGGGAGGUAUCUAUGUGACUUUUCCUACUUCACGUCACUACAUAUCAACAGAAACCGCACAGCAUUUAUCCACGUACCACCUCUAGGUCAACCAUACAGUAUAGAGGAACUGGUUGAAGCCCUCAGAGUCGCUAUCCUCGGCAUGUUGGAGCAAGCUGAUAGACAUUCAUGAUGACGUCUGCUUCGAGAUGAUGUCGUCUGCUUUAUUCUUAUGUUGUCUGCUUCAUUGAUGAUUCAUGAUCUAUUAUCACUGAUGUUCUCAAAUUUGUAAUUGUUUCAGUGGUUUUAAAACUGAAUUUGGAGAUCAGUCAAAACUUCAGCAGCUGAUUGGUGACUGGUCACCAAAUUCAGCUUUAUAACCUUGUUUAUUACACGUUUUUCAGUGAAUUUUUGAAAUAUUAGAGUGAAAUAUGCUGUAUAUCUGGUAUCUUCACAGUGAAAAAUGUCCAACGUAGUUUUCACUGGUAAGAAACUAUAAAAUGGGUAAAUUUAGUCAAAACACACAUGACCACCAUAUCUUAAAAUAUUGCAUCUGUUGUUUACUUGUGAAAGAUAUUUCAAUCUUACACUGAACAAAUGUCCUAGGUAUUUUUGGCCAAUUUUUUGUGUGUUUUGAUGUUAAAAAUGGCAGUAUAACAGACAUACAUGUGAUAAGGUCAGAAUCCCAAAACUGGAGGGUUGCUCUUUUCAGCUGGAGUUGGGGUCUCAAAACUUGAGGUUUUGCUUUGAACGUUUGAACGUAAUUUCUUAUUAUCAGUAUACACUGCCGAUGCAUUUUUAUACGCUAAGGGACGUAUUAUGUUAUACCCACCACUGGCAUCAGACCAGAAAGAAAAUGCCUCUGU